Cervus elaphus (red deer) is the source of this 1723-nucleotide messenger RNA. It is a transcript of the gene CA9, whose product is annotated as carbonic anhydrase 9. Bases 236 to 1570 code for a protein of 444 amino acids. Gene Ontology annotation, molecular function: zinc ion binding; carbonate dehydratase activity. The transcript has 11 exons. Gene Ontology annotation, cellular component: plasma membrane. The record is from RefSeq and is a predicted model, not a curated record. NCBI's taxonomy places the organism in Eukaryota, Metazoa, Chordata, Mammalia, Artiodactyla, Cervidae.
CUCUUAAUUCUCAUAACCCUGCUCCGGAGGUAGUACAGCCCCAUUUUGUGGGAGGAGACUCAGUGGAUAUGAAUCUGAGCAAACUCGGAGAUGGUGAAGGAAGGCGAGCCUGGCGUGCCGUAGUCCGUGGGGUCGCGAAGAUUCCCACACGACUUAGCGACUGAACAGCAAGUGGCUGGAGAACUGGGGCAGAUUAAGGCGCUGGGCCAAGACCACAGGGGAGGGCCUGCUCUGGAUGCGGGGUGUGCCCACCGCGGGAGAUUCAUCUGGGGAAGAUGAGCCACUCGGUGAGGAGGACCUGCCCAGUGAAGAGGAUAUGCCUGGAGAGGAGGACUCACCUGGAGAAGAGGACCUACCUGGAUUGAAGACAGACGCAGGAGAAGAGAAUUCUCUGAAGUCAGAGGAUCUGCCAACCGUUGAAGUACCCGGGGACACUCAAGGCCCCCAGAAUAACGCCCACAGAGACGAAAAAGGGGAUGGCCACAGUCAUUGGCGCUAUGGAGGCGCUCCGCCAUGGCCCCAGGUGUCCCCAGCCUGCGCUGGCCGUUUUCAAUCCCCGGUAGACAUCCGCCCGGAGCUCACCGCCUUUUGUCCAGCCCUGCGACCCCUGGAACUCCUUGGCUUUGAGCUCCCGCCACGACCAAAACUGCGCCUGUGCAACAAUGGCCACACCGUGCAGCUGAGCCUGCCUUCCGGACUGAAGAUGGCCUUGGGUCCCGGGCAGGAGUACCGGGCCCUGCAGUUACAUUUGCACUGGGGGGCCCCAGGUCGCCCGGGCUCGGAACACACGGUUGAUGGUCACCGUUUUCCUGCCGAGAUUCACGUGGUUCACCUCAGCACUGCAUUUGAGGAAUCUGACGAGGCCUUGGGGCGCCCAGGGGGCUUGGCCGUCUUGGCCGCCUUUCUGCAGGAAGGCCCAGAAGAAAACAGUGCCUAUGAACAGUUGCUGUCACGUUUGGGAGAAAUCACCGAGGAAGACUCUGAGACUUGGGUCCCAGGACUGGAUGUAUCUGCGCUGCUGCCCUCUGACCUCAGCCGCUACUUCCGAUACGAGGGGUCUCUCACCACACCCCCCUGUGCCCAGGGGGUCAUCUGGACUGUGUUCAACCAGACAGUAAAGCUGAGUGCUAAGCAGCUCCACACCCUCUCUGACUCCCUGUGGGGACCUGACGACUCUCGGCUACAGCUGAACUUCCGAGCCGCGCAGCCUUUGAAUGGGCGAAUCAUUGAGGCCUCCUUCCCUGCUGGUGUGGAUGGCAGCCCUAGGACUGUUGAACCAGGUGCCGCUUUGUCUACUGAUGCUGGGCCCCCCUCCAGCCACAGGGCCCUCAUCCUCUCUUGUCUGUCACUGGUGGUCACAGGCCCCAGCUCUAACAUCUGCUUUUUCUCUUCAGUCCACCUGAAUUCCUGUCUCGCUGCUGGCGACAUCCUGGCCCUGGUUUUUGGCCUCCUCUUUGCUGUUACCAGCAUCGCCUUCCUUGUGCAAAUGAGAAGGCAGCAAAGACACCCAAGUGAAACCAAAGGGAGUGUUAGCUACCACCCAGCAGAGGUCACAGAGACUGUUGCCUAGAGGCCUGCCACUUGGAGAAUAUGCAGAGAAGCUGGUCAGAGGAAUCUGAAGGGCAGCUGAAGACUCUGUCCUGUUCGCUAUACCACUUCCUUUUAAACCUCCAAAGAUUAUUUUUAAAAAUGAAUAUUUCUAAUAAAACCUGUGGAAAGCAAA